Daldinia caldariorum is the source of this 687-nucleotide messenger RNA. RefSeq lists its product as uncharacterized. The record is from RefSeq and is a predicted model, not a curated record. The coding region runs from base 1 to 687 and encodes 228 amino acids. The transcript has 2 exons. Lineage: Eukaryota; Fungi; Ascomycota; Sordariomycetes; Xylariales; Hypoxylaceae.
AUGAAGGCUACUUUGCUAUCUUCAUACCUCUCUGCUGCGAUUUUGCUUGGGCUGUUAGGCUCAAGCUCUGCCGCAGUUGUUCCUCGCUCAGAUGACACCACCAUUGCCAAUUUCGGGAGAAUAGGAAUCUGUCUCUCGUACCUCGGACCCGGAAACCUGGUGAAGGAGCUCGCCCCGUGUAAAAUCUGGUGUCCGACGCAGAAUCCGGGAUCGGACCCGAAUGCAGUCGGCUGCAAAGGCCCGGACAUUCCCGAGGACAAAUUAGAUCCCAGCACGAUCGACGAAGACGACGACGGGAACAGAUUUACCCCGGGCGAGUGCAUCUGCGACCUGUCAGCAGCGACAGCGUUCCUCAACGUCGUGAUCGAGGGGCUUUCGGAGCUGGACAACGUGAUAUGCGCCGUAGUCCUGACGGCCAUCACGACGCUUGUCGAGCUGGGCCUCGACGCCCUGCCGGGGGGCGCGUCUCUGACCGCGGCGCGGAGGGCCGUCGAAGGCGCCAAGACGUUCGUCGAGAACGGGCUCGAGGCCGCCUCGUUCUUCGGGGACUGGAUCGGGAGCACCUGCGGCAUCUCCGACUUCAACUUCAGCUUGGAAGACACCUUCUUGGGCUUGAGCGAAGCCCCGGACGAGCUGGGCGUGAGCAAGGGUUGCCUUAGGCAAAACAAGAUUUGCCUGAAGUCUUGA